Notolabrus celidotus (New Zealand spotty) is the source of this 3025-nucleotide messenger RNA. Its product is annotated as double-strand-break repair protein rad21 homolog A-like. The record is from RefSeq and is a predicted model, not a curated record. The transcript has 14 exons. NCBI's taxonomy places the organism in Eukaryota, Metazoa, Chordata, Actinopteri, Labriformes, Labridae. Gene Ontology annotation, biological process: replication-born double-strand break repair via sister chromatid exchange; synaptonemal complex assembly; mitotic sister chromatid cohesion. Gene Ontology annotation, molecular function: chromatin binding; protein binding. Bases 367 to 2268 code for a protein of 633 amino acids. Gene Ontology annotation, cellular component: synaptonemal complex; cohesin complex.
AUUAUAUAUGAUUUAAUGAUUGUCCAAGUCCAGCCUCUCACCUCUGUAGAGCCCUGUUCCACAGCGCCCCCCAUCUCUCUGCGGUGCUCACAGCAGGCUGGCUGUCAGAGUCCUCCUCCUCUCCCUCCUCUACCCCCCUCGGAGACUCCUCCUCCGCCAUGUUUGACUGUAAACAUCCUGCCGAUUUUAAAAGGACAGCGUUGAGCGGGAGGAAGGCGACUGGCGCCAUCUUGGCUGUUUUAAUGAGUACAACAGGGGAGAAUUCGCUGGGAGAUAUCACAUAAUAAUUUGAAUUUUCACUCAUAAAGGGGCCCAGUCGGUGAGCCAUACAGCAGUGUGAGUGUGUGAGCCAGAGGAACCGGGGCAAUGUUCUACGCCCACUUUGUCCUCAGCAAACGUGGGCCGCUGGCCAAGAUCUGGCUAGCGGCCCAUUGGGACAAGAAGCUGACCAAGGCCCACGUGUUUGAAUGCAACUUGGAGAGCAGCGUGGAGAGCAUCAUCUCACCGAAGGUGAAGAUGGCUCUCCGUACAUCAGGUCACCUGCUCCUCGGGGUGGUGAGAAUCUACCACAGGAAGGCCAAGUAUCUGCUGGCUGACUGUAACGAAGCAUUCAUCAAGAUCAAAAUGGCUUUUAGGCCAGGUGUGGUGGAUCUACCUGAGGAGAACAGAGAAGCAGCGUACAAUGCUAUCACCUUACCGGAAGAGUUCCACGACUUCGACCAGCCGCUUCCAGACCUGGAUGACAUAGAUGUGGCGCAGCAGUUCACUCUGAACCAGAGCAGAGUGGAGGAGAUCACCAUGAGGGAAGACGUCGGUAACCUCAACCUCCUGCAGGACAACGACUUCGCUGACUUCGGCAUGGAUGACCGGGAGAUGAUGCGUGAUGCCAGCACGUUUGAGGAGGACAUCAUGCACGGAGCCACAGCCUCUAACCUUUUGCUGGAGGCCGAGCCUGGUCCUGCAACUCUCCCCGACAAGUCCAACCACAUGGAGUACGACGACUUUGGGGAUGCCUCCUUGGGCAACAGCGAUGGUGGAAUGCUGGUUGAUAAGCUACUGAGCUCUGAAGAUGGAGGUGGUAUUUUUGACGACCCUCCAGCCAUCACAGGAAGUGUUAUGAUGCCUCCAGACCACGGGGACGAUGAAGACGACUUUGACAACCUCCAGUCACCGGGGCCAGACAGCCCAGACUCUGGACCAGCAGAGCCCCUGCCAGCGAUGGCCGACCAGACAGAACAGACCACUUUGGUCCACAAUGAGGAGGAGGCCUUUGCCCUGGAGCCCAUUGACAUCACUGUGAAAGAGACCAAGGCGAAGCGUAAGAGGAAGCUGAUUGUGGACAGCGUGAAGGAGCUCGACAGCAAGACCAUCAGGGCCCAGCUCUCUGACUACUCCGAUAUCGUCACCACACUAGACCUCGCUCCUCCCACCAAGAAGCUGAUGAUGUGGAAGGAGACCGGAGGAGUGGAGAAGCUGUUCUCUCUGCCCGCUCAGCCCCUCUGGAACGCCAGGCUGCUCAAGAUGUUCACACGCUGCCUGACGCCUCUGGUGCCAGACGAGAUGAGGAAGAGGAGAAAGGGCGGAGAAGCAGACAGCCUGGAUGAGUUCCUCAAAGAGCUGGAGAACCCAGAGGUGCCAAGAGAGGAGGUCAUGAGUCAGCACAGAGAUGUUAUUGACCAGACUAUCAUGGAGGAGCCCAGCUUGCUCGCAGCUUCUGCAAUGGAGGGCAGCAGGACGACUCUGGACGAGACGGCCAUGCCCCCUCCCUCCACCCCCCGCGGCGUCAAACGCAAGACCCUCGACAAAGAUGGCGCCCUUCCUAUGGCUCCCCUGGAGCAGGCGGCUGACCGCUCCGUGUUGUCUCAGAGGUUAGACAUGCCUCAGGUGGAUCUGCCCCCAGAGGAGAACCUCAGCCUCACCCAGCUUGUACCAGAGCUCGACCUGCUCGAAGAGAAGAGCAAAGACAAGAAGGAUGACAGUGAUGAAGAGGAGGAAGAGGACGGCCAAGGCGGAGAUCAGGAUCAGGAGGAGAAGAGAUGGAACAAGAGAACCCAGCAGAUGCUGCACGGUCUUCAGCGCGUCAUGGCCAAGACCGGCGCAGACUCAGUCAGCCUCCUCGAACUGUGCCGAAACAACAACAAGAAACAGGCAGCCGCCAAGUUCUACAGUUUCCUGGUCCUCAAGAAGCAGCAAGCCAUCGAGGUCACCCAGACUGAGCCCUACAGCGACAUCGUCGCCACCGCUGGACCAAGAUUCCACCUUAUCUAGACACCGGAAGAACAGAAAAACACUCUGCUUGCAACAGACCUACUUUUUUAAUUACUCAACCUUUUGCCUUUUUACUUUGUGUUUUCCUGUCUGCCCAUUUUUCUUAGGGAGGGGGGAGUAGCAGGGUAUGGGUUGGAGAGUUUUAAAAAUGGAUUUUACUGUACUACAGAUGGAAUCAUGCAGUACUCAUUUGUUUAAAAAAAGGCGAUGGGGAGAAUGUUUAACAAUUAUAUUUAUAAAGCAACCUUUUUCAGCCACCAAUUUGUAAGCUUUGCUUUAUUUUGUCUUGGAAGUUAGAUUUCCAUCGUCUGCUCAUUCCAGAAGUUUUGUACCAUUGCCCCUCUGACACCUGAACGACUGCAGAUUUUAGACAAGGCACUCUGUAUUUCACAAAACUCUGUACAUGUUGAGGAAAGGUACUGUUUUAUUGCUCAAAAGUGUAACCUCUCCCAUCCUGUUCAUGUUGCACUUGUUCUCUCAUGAUAAACAAAAACCAUAAUCCAUCAUCACAUUGGUAAAUCUUCACCUGGCAUUAGAUAUCAUGUUUCAGAUGUAUAAUUCCAGCAGUUUACCAGUUAAGUUUUCUGUAAUAUUUUUUGUACCUCUUGUUUAUGCUUAUUCACCUUUUUGCAUUAUGUAACUAGGUAAUGUACUUGUUACAGUUAAGUUCAGUAUCCCACCUUUUUAGUCUUUGGGUAACUUCUAGUUGUGAUACAUCUGUAAAGAUUUGAAAUAAAGUGUUUUAAGUAUUUGGUAA